AUUCCAUGACAGUGCUCAGAAAAAAAAUUAGCAUGCCAGGAAAAUACAAAAGAGGAGGGGGUGCCGGUCGAGGAAAAGGAAACUUCAAACAAAGUCGGCGAAACGAGCGAGAUAAGAAGUUUACAGAGGACAGGUUUGUGAGUGAGAUGAAGGCGGCUGUGAAAGACGUUGAAACCGAUGUAUACGUGGCCGCCUUCCCGUUUCCGUUGGGCAUGUGGGACUUGGAACAGUGCGACCCUAAGAAAUGCACUGGCCGAAAACUCUGUCGAAAAGGGUUUGUCAAAACAUUGAAGCUGCAACAGAAGUUUAAUGGCCUUGUCCUGUCACCUGUGGGAGAAAAAUGUGUGUCUCGCCAAGACCGAGAGAUCAUUCUUGCGAAAGGAAUUGCUGUCGUAGAUUGCUCAUGGGCUCGCCUUGAGGAUACGCCGUUCAGUCGAAUGCGCACAAAUCAUCCACGCUUGUUGCCUUACCUGAUCGCAACGAAUCCCAUUAAUUAUGGACGACCGUGUAAACUUUCUUGCGUCGAGGCGUUCGCUGCAACUCUUUAUAUAACAGGGUUUAAAGAUCUGGGUGCGAUCUUGAUGAAGCGAUUUAAAUGGGGUCAUACAUUUUAUGAGGUGAACGGCGAGUUGUUGGAGAAGUAUCACCAGUGCGUUGACAGUGCAGAAGUUAUUUCUGCUCAGCACAGAUACCUUGAGGAAAUUGAGCGUGAGAGUUCGGCUAACAAGAAUGUUGAUUGGACAAUCAUUGAUGAAGAGCUUGAUUUUUGUAAUCCGAACAGAGGUGCUGGAAAGUAUGCAGAGGAGUUUUCAGACGAAGACGAUGAAGACGACGGCAACGACGAUGAUGAUGAUAGUGAUGAAAAUCCUGAUGAAAGUGAUGGUGAGGAUGAUGUAAAUGAUAACCCUGAAGAUGAAAGUGGUGAUGAAUAUGUUGAUGAAAAUAACGAAGAUGAUAUACAUGUAGGUGGUGAUAAUGAUGAAAGUGACAAGGAGGAAACAAGGAAACAGUGGUGAUGAUAACAUUGUCAACCAUAAUAAUGGAUAAUAUGUUUAGAUGCUAGGGAAGUAUAUGCAUGUACAAUAUAAGCGAUGUAAAUGUAAUGUACCAAAUGUUUGUUGGAAAGAGAAAAUUUGCAAAGAACAUUGACGACUGAUGAGAAAAAUUUAGCUUCAGCUAUGGAAGGGAUGCCUCCGUGGUUCAGUUGGUUAGCGCGCUAGCUCAGCACAAUAACCCAGGAGCCUCUCACCAAUGCGGUCGCUGUGAGUUCAAAGUUCAGUUCAUGGUGGCUUCCUCUCCGG
Liolophura sinensis is the source of this 1301-nucleotide messenger RNA. Its product is annotated as 18S rRNA aminocarboxypropyltransferase-like. The record is from RefSeq and is a predicted model, not a curated record. Gene Ontology annotation, biological process: maturation of SSU-rRNA. Bases 6 to 1016 code for a protein of 336 amino acids. The transcript has a single exon. Lineage: Eukaryota; Metazoa; Mollusca; Polyplacophora; Chitonida; Chitonidae. Gene Ontology annotation, molecular function: rRNA small subunit aminocarboxypropyltransferase activity.